Messenger RNA from Micropterus salmoides (largemouth bass), 7949 nucleotides. Its product is annotated as RING finger protein 150-like. The record is from RefSeq and is a predicted model, not a curated record. The coding region runs from base 421 to 1755 and encodes 444 amino acids. NCBI's taxonomy places the organism in Eukaryota, Metazoa, Chordata, Actinopteri, Centrarchiformes, Centrarchidae. The transcript is spliced from 6 exons.
GCGCCAGUUUAACCGUGGUCCGCUCAGGCCCAGUCAAAACAAAGCAGUGGAAGUGGCCUGUCGCGUUUAGCUUUAAACACUGAAAACAAACUGCGAAGCGUGGGGAAAAAUCGCCGCCUGGUGUUUUCAUUUGGCCGAGGUUUAAUCGCCCCCGCGGUCAGUUUUGUCCACGGUGAAGCCUCCUCUUCCCCCCCAGAGGUGGGUGUUGUUUUGCUCUCGGUGGCGGUUGGAGAUGUAAACGGCUAACGGGCGUCAGUUGCUCGGGAGAGGCUGAGCAAAGGUAACGUUAGAAGAGGAGCGGGGGUCGAAGUUAAAGACGGAGGCGGAUUAAAUAACCUCCUGGUCGGUAGCAUGGUGGAGUAGGCGUCGAAGCUCUCGGGCUCCAGCGACGACGGUUCGCUCUCACCGGGGAGGUUCACCAUGGCCCCGGGCUCUCUGGUGGCGGCCUGCCGCAGCCUGGCCCUUUCUACGUGGCUGCUCUCCUUCUGCUUCGUCCACCUGCUGUGCCUGGACUUCACCGUGGCCGAGCGGGAGGAGUGGUACACCGCCUUCGUCAACAUCACCUACGUGGACCCGGCCACCUCGGAGCUGCGCACCGAGAAGACGGAGUGCGGGCGGUACGGGGAGCACUCCCCGAAGCGGGACGCCAAGGGGUUCGUGGUUCAGCCUGUGGCCCCGCACGACCGCCAGGCCUGCGACCCCAACACCCGGUUCGCGAUUCCCGCACAGCCCGGGGCCUGGGUGGCGCUGAUCGCACAGGGAAACUGCACCUACAAGGACAAGAUCCGCCACGCAGCAGCCCUGAACGCCUCGGCCGUGGUCAUCUUCAACGUGGGGUCUGCUAAUGCUAACGAGACCAUCACGAUGCCUCAUUCAGAUACAGGUGAGGUGGUCGCCAUCAUGAUCCCGGAGCCAAAAGGCCGCGAGGUGGCGUCACUGCUGGAGCGUAAUGUGACGGUCACCAUGACGAUCACCAUCGGGACGAGGAACCUGCAGAAGUACGUCAGCAGGACGUCGGUGGUGUUCGUGUCCAUCUCCUUCAUCGUGCUGAUGAUCAUCUCCCUCGCCUGGCUCGUCUUCUACUACAUCCAGAGGUUCAGAUACGCCAACGCACGGGACAGGAACCAGCGUCGUCUUGGUGAUGCGGCGAAGAAGGCCAUCAGUAAACUGCAGGUUCGCACCAUCAGGAAGGGCGACCAGGAGACGGAGGCCGACUUCGACAACUGCGCCGUCUGCAUCGAGGGCUACAAGGCCAACGACGUGGUCCGCAUUCUGCCCUGCAGACAUUUGUUCCAUAAGAGCUGUGUGGAUCCGUGGCUGUUGGAUCAUCGCACGUGCCCCAUGUGCAAGAUGAACAUCCUCAAAGCCCUGGGCAUCGCCCUGAACGCAGACUGCCUGGACGACCUGACGCUGGACUACGACCUGGCCCUAGGCGGCGUAGGUGGGGUGGGUGGCGUCGGGGCACUGGCCCUGGAGGCUGUGGUGUCCGGGGCCUCCAGUGACGGCACGCUGAGCGAAGGCGGCUCCUCUGUGGUGCUGGAUCCCGGCGUGCGACGGGUGGGCCUCCCACAGGACUACCAGGACCCCGACACCCUGAGAGACAGCCCUGUGACGGCCACCACCGACACACACACAGGUGAGCUACUGCCAAUGGCGAGCAGCGCCUCGGCGGCAUCCUUGGUCAUCACGGUGGAAACGGGUCUCUCAGACGAGGAGGGGUCCAUGGAACAGUCUCAGCUGGCGGACAAGUCCUGAGAGGAGCCUAACAGAGCCAGACCACAACCCGGGUCAAAACUGACUCCGCUCAGCUUUGGAUUUGUCUGUGGACCUGAAGCUCCCGAAGAACGACCUGACUGAAACCAGAUCUGAACCAAACCAACUUGCCUGCACCCCUAGGUGCACUCGAGCCCAGCUAAAAGCAGGAUCUAGACUUUGCUUUGACGUAGUGGAAUAUAAACAUGCGUGUUGGUUUUGAUCAGGAAACUGACUGACCUGGUUUGGCUUUGUUUCCGGCCUCCUCUUGGACACUUGGUGAGGUUGAACCCAGGACCCGACCUGGGCCAACAUGGAUGUUACCCGGCGUGUUUACGUUGGUCUGACCCCCUCGGCUCUCCUCGGUUCGACCAGGCGUUUUUUCUAACGUUAAACUGGGAUAUAACUCCAUCUGCCUGUCUGUCGUCGCUUCCUGCAGAUGUCUUAAUCAGCCCACAUCUGUCUCAGUUCACGCUGUUGCUAGAAAUAGACGAGGCUUCCUUUGGUCCUGCCCACCUUUCAUUGUUCCUGACAGACUUUCAAAUCUUGUGAAACUCGUCUCGUCGACAUCUGUUUCCUCUUGGACUGUCGAAGGGCAGAUGGGAUUCAGACAGAGUCCUCCACAAGACACAUUUAUACUCGGAGAACACGAGGAUGAUCUGAAAGUCUCCUCGUUGCUCGUGUGAAACAGGGUAGAACCUGAGAAAGCCAGCUGCCAAAAGAAAAGGCGCUCCUCAAAGGUCAAUAUUCUCCUCCAUCAGGAAUGUAGAUCUGCCUGUUUCUACUUCAGUAAGGAUUGCUUUCAUCUCGGGACCCUUGUGGAAUAUUCUGUUACCUGGUUUUUCCAGGUAGAGAUCUAGAAACUGUGUCUGUGCUGCGUGUCCUGGUCUGGAUUCGUACUCUCUGGUUUAUUUUUAGCUCAUUUUGAUUUGCCAGGUGCUGCUUCUUGAUGUGUGUGAUGUCUGUAGUGAUUAGCUGGAAGACUUCUACUUUGAAAGGACAGACCAGCUACACUGGCUUUUUUUUUUUUUUUUCCUUUUUCUAUUGUUUCUGCUGAAUCGGUGGACUCGUCGUGACAGUAUUACAACUACACUUUAACUGCAGUAUUAAAUCGCAACUACACACAGUAUUUUCUUUUCUCUUUUUUCCGGUUUGUGUAGUUCAAGGUUCCUUUAUCUUUUCAGUACUCAGUAUUUGCUUUGAAUCAUUUCUGUCCUUGGAUUUAGUUCCAAACAGGGUUCUUAUGUGUGUCUGGAAAAUAGUGACAAUUAGAAAUGACUGUUUGCAGGGGUGUACACUAUACUAUAAGGUAUAAGAAAGGUUGACUUUAGGUAUAAAAUUUGUGGAAAAUCAUGCAGCUUGGGUCUUAAAACAAACUAUUUUUAAACUAACUUGUUUCUCUAUAGAUAAAAGCAUCCGUAACGUUGGGCAGAGACUGCAUGUUUUUAUUCAUCUUGUACAUUUUGUUAAGUCACAUUACAUGUUUUAAUUGCCCUUCCUGCUCGCCCCCAGUCGGUUUUGUCCAGCGACAGUUCCAGUAAAGUUUAUACAAACCAGAAGACUUGAGGCUAAUUUAUAUUUCUGUGUUUAAUCUACGCCAUAGUCUUGAUGUGCCCCUCCCCCAAAACUCCACAUCUGCCGCUGCCGCAAGAAGUGUGAUUGGUCGGCUCUGUAGCGUUGCAUUUCCGGCUUGUCCCGCUUCUUCAAGGGUCAUGCAUACCAUCUCCUUCGACGCCUUGUCUCUUUUCUGCGUUUUAGUAAUUUCACUAAAAGUAACUGCUGAUCAUCUCAGUUUCAGUCGCCAUUGUUUGUAGUAUCCUACACCAACGAAGAAGAAGAAGAAGAAGAAGAAGAAGCAGCUCAACACAGCAGAACAUUAAAAAACAGAUGGUAUAAUUGCAGAGUGCCGCAGACACCAACGCACAAGUAUAAAUACUCACGACGGGACAUGGCUUACGCAGUCGGCAAGUUCAUAGACUCGACGAAGAAGCAUAGAAGUCCUAAACAAUUUUAACAUAAAGAGAGAUAAGCAGCGAUUUCUACUCUGAACAGGAAGUAAGAAUAUAGAUAGUCUGGCCUUUCUGUUCUGUACAGUUUUAAGACUUCAGCUUUAGCCACAACAGUAAUAUUAAAACGAGUUGAAAUGAGUCUGGGGUUACCAAUUUAGGGUAAAAAUCGUGCUUAAUGGGUCCAGCGUCUGCCUGGUUUACAGGAUAGAAAUCAGUCUUCCAUCGUGGGCGUCUCUCCUGAGUCGUAACGUUCGGUAAGUGUUCUCACGUGUCCUCCGUUAAAAUGCCAUGUAGGAACCCUGUCCAUAGUGCUGCCUUGUUCUGUUCUACUGUUCGUCUGCCUGACCACACGUGUCCGUUACCGUGGCCUCAUGCUGCCUUUUUUGAAAAAGCAUAUUUACCGUUUUAACCCUGACAAUCAAGGAUCUGACCUUUUACUUGCCAGUCAGGGAUCUUUUCUCUGAGCAAACCUAAGAAAGAUGUGAGCUGCCAUUACCAUUUCCAGACUUUAAAUUAACGCUGAGCAAACUGAGCUGUGAGAGCCGGACAAAAAAGGCGCCCAAGUUACUGAGACGCAGAAACACAUUCAGAGCUGUGGACAGACUGGGUUUAGCCAUGACUCCUUCCCUGCUUCAGUGAGUGUAGUUAAGCUCAAAGCAUGUAACUAUAAAAUGUAUAUUCUACAAGUUCUACCACACCACGUGACAUUGCCAAACUGGCGUGCAGACUGCAUAGGGCUGAGGUCGCAUCGUGGCAUUGCCGGCGCCACGAGCAUCCUGACACUAAGAGAGAUAAAGAUUGUCGUCUAUUUUGAUACCAGAGGAGACGUUUAUUUUUGUAACGACGUAGCAAAGACUGAUUCCCUCCCCUCAUGACCCACGGCCUGGUGGGUCUCAGUGCGACUGAGUAUUGAUCAGGUGGAUGUAAAUGUUGUUUAUUUGUGUAAAUGUACGCACAGAACGUAAAAAGGACCUUGACAAUAUGAACCUAAACUAUUGUAAAUCGGUCCGCAAACAUUUGGGAUCUGAUUGUUUGUGUAACUUGCCGAAACCUGAGAAUUGAACCCAAGUGAAGGAACUGGAGAACGAACGCUGUGCUGUUUCCCAUCUCUCUCUUUUGGUACUAAUGUCUGUUAACAGCAUACAAAUCACAACAUUUGACUUCUGAAAGUGGACAUAAAACAAUAUAUUCAAUGUGUUCAAGACUGUUUAAUGGCCUUGCAUGUACAUAGCAUUGUUUUUCAGAUUAAAACAAAAGUGCUGGACAUGCAAAGCAAAGCAAAUCGUACACUUAGCCUUUAAAAUAUUCACAUUGGUACCAAACUGUGAAGAGUUCGGCGCAGUACUCGAGAGCCGAGAAGCAUUUUUAAGUUUCUUCUUCUUUAAGUUUCCUUAUCUUUCCUCUCUACUUGCAUUUCAGUUUCAGGACUGAGAAACAGCCAAGUUACUAAAUAUUUGACAAACACUAGUUGAUUUAAACUGAACUGGUAAAUUGGUGGCGAGCAUUAUUUGCUAUAAUAUAUGAAGAUUGUGUGUAUUUGUAUGCCUUGUCUUGGCCAAUUUCCAGUGAACAGUGUUUUAGUUAAAGUCACUUCCUUUUGUGUUUAUAAGCUUUAUUUUCAAGGGAUUUAAUUGAGUAUAAUGUUAUUUUCACAUUUGCACUGUUUCAUUCUCUUUCUUUUUAAAUGUGGCUGCAAUUCUUCUGCUGCAGUAAUGAAAGUGAACUGAACUCACCCCUCCAGAAUCCAUUUCUGUUGUUCUGUUAGUAGAGACUGAGGUUGCUGUGGCAUGUCGGUCCUCCAAACGCUGUUUAGUUACCAGCAGAAAUGUGUCCGUAACUACAAGUGUCAAAAACUGUCAAAUGCAGAACGCUGUCAUUGAAUGUCUGGUCAUAUUCAUAAUUUCUGUACGUUCUCCUAAUCAAUGUUUCAGGCUGCUUUAUUUUGACAAACCUUUAACAAUUGAGAAGAUUAAGUUAUAUGUCAAGACAAAGAAUUUCUUUGGCAUUGGUACUAAAACUCAUGUAUCAUAUCAGUUAGUGGCGAAACAUUUCAAACAAAUCUCAGUGUAGGCCAAUGAUGAACCUUUUGGGCAGGCGAGUUAAAGGUUAAGUUUCGGUAUUUUUAAACCUGGGCCCUAUUUUCUCACAUUUCUGUGUUGAAAUGAAAAGUACAAAACGUUUUGGAAUCAGUUAGAACAAUUGUUGAAUGAAUCACCAACUAUUUUGAUCGUCGAUAGUCCUAAUUUUAAAGAAUGGCCUCCAAAUGGUCUGAUUUCAAUCGAUGAUGAAAGUAAUCGCUAGAAUCCGUGCAGCCAGCAGCCGCAAACCUUACUGAGGUAUUCCUUCGGGCCAACAGCGCCUGUCAAAAUGGCAGAAAGUUGUGCUUUGUGCCACCGACAGGCUCGGGCUGUUAUACGAAGUGUCUGACAACAUCAUGGAAAGGAUCCCUACAAGUGACUCCUGGUGACACCCUUUUGUUUUUAACAAAGUCUCCUCAAGGACAAUUCUCGCUCUGAAAUCUCGUGAGAGGCGAGUUGUUGCAAGAAGACGAGGGAGAGGGGGAACUGCUCGCAAGACUUUAUUCCCAAACAUUAAUGUUCCUAACUUACCUUUCCUCUGGCGUCCUCCUGCAACAACUCGCCUCUCACGAGAUUUCAGAGCCAGAACUUUCCUUGAGCGAGACUUCAGUUUGUGGCUAAAAAAUCAAAGAAUCAUGCGUAGAUAUUCUUUCCAUGAUGUUUUCAGACACAUGGUGUAACAGUCUGAGCCUGUUGCGGCAAAAAAGUACAUUUUGUUGACGCCAUCUGGACAGGCAAAAUUGCCCUGAAGGAAUACGUUGCAGUCACUGCCGGCUGAAGCCAUCUACUGCACAGAUUUAAAAAAAUACAUAAAUGACUCUUGAUGUAUUCCUGCUCUUCCUUCAUAACUUUAAGCUGUUUUAACAUGUUAGUUAUCAUGCAGGAAGUAAUUAGAAGGCACGGUGACUGGAGCCUGUUCUCCUAGCGUUCUUUUGGAGAAGUUUAUUGCUGUCAUCUUCAGAUGAAAGUGAAAGGAAACUGGGAAACCUUUUAACACUUGAACACGCCAGUUUUUUAAGAUUGUCUUUACGAAGCUGAAAAACGGACACUAAAAGUAACGACCCAAGGUUUAGCCGUAGAGUCUUCGUUAGUAAUAAUCAAUUUUCGUAAAUUUCACGUGGGACCCUCGUGUCACUGCCUGUAAUGUCGUCUGAUUGGUUCUUUGUUUUUUUUCAGUGGCUGUUUUCCCUGGACGCUGUGUUGCUCGGCCUCUUUUGUUGAUGCACUUUAAUUCUGUUUCUCUAGACGAAGUCUCUUCUCGUCUCUCGCAUUCCCUUCAUACUUUGCAUUUGCAAUUUUACUUUUGUUUUCCCUUCUACUCUUUCCCCGCUCUCCACUCUCCUCUUUUCUCUGGUCAUCUUUUCCGCUUCGGUUUUUGUUCCCUUUACAGUUUUUUUAAAAUUCUUUUUCUUUUUGUAUUUUCCCUAAUCUUCCCUGAGGAUUUCUGUGUUGGAACUGUCUAGGAUUGUUUAGACUGUGUUGAAAAUGUUGUGAAUUGGAUUGAGAGAGGGGGGAAAAAAGUUCAUGCUCCAUAUUAAACUACAAAUAGUUCAUAUUUGUAGAUCCAAUGCCAUAUAUUUUGCCAUACAUUGUAAUUUGUGUUGUAGUUUCUGAUCCUAAAGCAGCGGAGCCCAUAAUCCCACUGGGAUUAUAUGUUUUAAUCCUAAAUUUCUGUCAUCUGGCUAAGAAAGGAGAACAUACAAAGCUGACACACAGCCUGCUUAUGGAUAGAUUUGAAUACAUUUCAGCAGUUGUGCUAGUGUUGCAUUAGCAUUUAAUCACGGUUAUAGAAGAGGAAAUCAACGGCAAAGAAAAGAAAGUAAAAGAAGGAAAAUAAAAUUUCAGAUCCUUCCAGAGAGACAAUGCGUUAGUAGCCACGUUAACCCCUCUGCUACCAUGAUAACGGUGUUGUGUGUUUCUACAGUUGUUAAUUGUUUUACAGAGCGUCUGUUUGUGUGGUUGUCCUGUGCACGCAAACACAAAAAUACUACAUACACGUGUAAAUACAAGGUGGCAUGACGCCAUGUUGUUUCUGUGUUUCAGUUGUUGCACGUGUUCUGUUUCAGGACAGAAAUUUAAAUAAACUUUUAUCGCAAGUUUCUGUUUUCCA